CACAAAAUCGAAGCAGAAGCAGUAGCAGAAGAACAGAUAGAAGAGAAACAGAUGGGUCGUUCUCCUUGCUGUGAGAAAGCCCACACUAACAAAGGUGCAUGGACCAAAGAAGAAGACCAGCGCCUCAUCAACUACAUCAGAGCCCAUGGUGAGGGCUGUUGGAGAUCUCUCCCCAAAGCUGCAGGUUUGCUGCGUUGUGGAAAGAGUUGUAGACUAAGAUGGAUUAAUUACCUCAGACCUGAUCUAAAAAGAGGCAAUUUUACUGAAGAAGAAGACGAACUCAUCAUCAAACUCCAUAGCUUACUUGGAAACAAAUGGUCUCUCAUUGCUGGUAGAUUACCCGGAAGAACGGAUAAUGAGAUCAAGAAUUACUGGAAUACCCACAUCAAACGCAAGCUCCUGAGCCGUGGACUUGACCCUCAUACCCACCGACCGCUCGGGGCCACCGCCGCCGCCACCACCACCACAACCACCAGCAGCACCACCACCACACCUUAUUCCGACGUAGUCCUCAACUCUUCUUCACCGACACAUGCGCUUCCGCCGGAGAUUAGCGUCAUGAAUUUUAACCAUAACAUCAAGGCCGAAGAAACACAGAGCAACAGCGGAACCACAGAAGAACACCAACAAGAGCAGAGCUCCCGACAACAACAAAGAAAAUACCCAGAACUCAACCUUGAUCUCUCUAUAAGUCUUCCUUUCCAACAAGAGCUACCGUCGGCAAAUACAGCAGAAUCGAAGCAACGGCAAUUGUCUUACCAGGUGUUUACAGCAUCGUCGUCUCUACCGGUUAUCACUCAAGCCAUCUGUUUGUGUUGUCGUUUAGGGUUCCAAAACAGCCAAGCUUGCAAUUGUCAAACCACCAUGAUAACCAAUGGUGUCCACAGGUAUUACAGUCCAUUAGAUUUAUAGAUGUGAU
Messenger RNA from Telopea speciosissima, 919 nucleotides. Its product is annotated as myb-related protein 308-like. Lineage: Eukaryota; Viridiplantae; Streptophyta; Magnoliopsida; Proteales; Proteaceae. The record is from RefSeq and is a predicted model, not a curated record. The coding region runs from base 52 to 912 and encodes 286 amino acids. The transcript has 3 exons.